Molecule: messenger RNA, 1760 nt
Organism: Gamsiella multidivaricata
Lineage: Eukaryota; Fungi; Mortierellomycota; Mortierellomycetes; Mortierellales; Mortierellaceae
Exons: 2
Coding region: 198-1691 (497 amino acids)
Source: RefSeq, a predicted model, not a curated record
CCCCUUUUUUCACUUCCAUGUGUGAUUGCGCAGAGUCACCCACCCCCUUCUUCUGUUUGCACCGCGUGCUACGCUUCGAUUUUCAGUCUAUCUGCUUACUCUUAUGUCGCUUUGCGUGGUUCUACACGACAUACGCUCGACCGAAGUGGCUCUAUCGUUCGUGAAAUAUUACGCAUAAGAGGCAUUCUGGACGCAGGAUGAUCGUCAGAUUCGGGAUCAAGUCGUACGAGGUGGAGUCUCGACUCCCGAUCUAUACACCCACGCCAGAUCCCCCGGUGCUUCUCCACCGGCCUGCCAAUAGGAAUGCCGUCCCUUCCGCGCCUGCCAUCAAGAUCUCUUCCCCUCUUUCUAGAUUAUCAUCUGAAGCCGCUGGCUCGGCCGACGACACUGCACAUAAUGGCGCUGGCGUCAGUGGGGGCAAAAGUCCGAAAAGUGUCGGGAUUGCUCGGUUUACAGAGGAUCAUGGUAUCGAAGACACGGACAAAGACAAUGGACCACAGGAUAUCCACUCCUUCAAAACCCCAAGAUUCGUGGAUAACCGUCAUCAACAGCAAUACCCAUCUUCAUCCGUCGCAUCGCCUACUAUGCCGGCGACAUUUGGUCCGCCUUCGCCAGCGACGUUAUCGAUUCCAAGGGGACCAGAACUGAAGAGAGGGGCGAGCGGACAACAUGUGGUUACAUUCCAGACCCGACCCCGUGGCCUGACCGGCGACUCCACGAAUUCUGAGGCGUAUCCGACAUUUGCAGCGUAUCGCCAAGCUCAGCAUGCCAACUUUGAUGCGUUCGCCCAGCGUAUCCGGAGGGCUCUUGAAACAGCUAACGUGCAGCAACAAAGAGAGCAACAGGCACGGAUAGAGCGAGAAGAAGGACAGCAGAAGGAGCAAGAGCUUACCAAGAUAGAGGGGCAAGAGGGACACCAGGAUGGCUCGAACCGCGGCGAAGCGCAUGAGCCAGUAAUGUCGUUAGAUUCAACCGCUGUCUCAGGGGCUAUAACGUCAGCUAUAUCUCCCAACACGUUAUCGGUAGUUAGAGGAGGGCGGCCACGCUCUGGAUCGGCUGCCAGCAUGAUCAGCAACCUGUCGGAGAAGAUUCGUUUGGGCAGCAACUUCUUUGGGCGUACUGGUCGGUCGAGAGCAGGGAGCGAUGCCAGUGUACUGGCCUCGCCCACGUCAGCCAUUGCCUCAUCAGGUGUGCGCAUGUCGCAAUCUUCGGGCGGCUCGUCUUCAGCAUCGCCGACCGUUGCCCCAGCACUGGAAGGAUCACCUUUGUCCUCUAUCACGACAAUGGUAGCAAUCGCCUCAGCUGCUGCAGUAGCCUCGGCUAUGUCAAUACCUCGAUCUUCAGCCUACAGUCUAGAUAUGGAACCAGAUGUUGACGGUGCUGGAACAACCGAGGACGCAGGAAGACGGAAGGAAGCAUCACAAAGGCAGCGUAGGCACUCAGGGCUCGCACAUCCUUUGGCAGAGACCAUGCAUGUAGACGAAAAAAGCGACGACAGCGAGCAACCAAUGAAUGGCGUGAACGACCGUGAAGAGAGCGCGGUAGCGCUGGACGCCCCAAGCGGGAGGGGUUUAUUAAACCAGCAGAAUCAUCGCCAUGGCCAAAAGUCAUUAUCGAACGAUACACAUGUACAAAUCCUGGGGAGUAAUAACGUGGAUAUCCAACACGAGCGGCGGAAAGACACGCAAUAAUAUUAAAAAAUAAAUAUGUCAGUUUCAAUAUUGAUAGAGAUAUGCAUCCCCAGUGUCGUCUAUGCCACU